Molecule: messenger RNA, 2080 nt
Organism: Paralichthys olivaceus (Japanese flounder)
Lineage: Eukaryota; Metazoa; Chordata; Actinopteri; Pleuronectiformes; Paralichthyidae
Gene: cyp4v2a
Product: cytochrome P450, family 4, subfamily V, member 2a
Molecular function (GO): oxidoreductase activity, acting on paired donors, with incorporation or reduction of molecular oxygen; heme binding; iron ion binding
Source: RefSeq, a predicted model, not a curated record
UCUUCAACAUUCUGUGACAUUGUCUGAACUAUGUUAGUGCUCUGAAGGGCAGCCCCUUCAGUGACCCUGACCCUGCUGAGUUUUCAAUGAGUUUGCAUCAGAGGGGAGGAGGAGUAAAGGCAGCACACGUUGCACAGCUUGGAUAGGAAGGCGCAGCGCAACAAGACCCUCAGCUAACACACACACACACACACAAUCUCUUCACAUGCCCUGCUGAAACAUGACACCUUUCCUCGGUGUCAGCGUCUUCCUUGCUGCUCUCACCUACAUCACCUACAAGCUGCUCAGCGAUUACUUGCACAAAUGGUUCCAGAUGAAGCCAAUCCCCGAGUUGGAGGCAACGUACCCCUUCGUCGGAAACGCACUGGAGUUCAAAACCAGCUCGGGAGAUUUCUUUCGCCAAAUUGAGGAUAUGACCCGCGAGUUCUACAACAAACCUCUGUUUAAGCUCUGGAUUGGAACGGUGCCAUUUGUGAUCCUGUUUCACGCUGACACUGUUGAGGUAUUUCUGAAUAACUCUACUCAUUUGGACAAAGCUUAUUCAUACAGCUUCCUCCACCCUUGGCUUGGAACUGGUCUUCUUACUAGCACCGGGCAGAAGUGGCGUCAGCGGCGGAAGAUGUUGACACCCACCUUCCACUUCUCUAUCCUGACGGACUUCUUGGAGGUGAUGAACGAGCAGGCGGAGAUCCUGGUGAAGAAGCUGGAGAAACAGGCAGGGAAAGGUUCCUUCAACUGCUUCAGUCACGUCACUCUCUGCGCUCUGGACAUCAUCUGUGAAACUGCAAUGGGAAAGAAAAUCUAUGCCCAGAGUGACUCAAAUUCAGAAUACGUUGAAAGUGUGUACAAAAUGAGUGACAUUAUCAGCCGCAGACAGAGGAAACCUUGGUUUUGGUCUGACAUCGUGUACAACUACUUUGGUGAGGGUCGGGAGCACGACAAGACACUCAAGGUUCUGCACUCUUUUACAUACAACGUGAUCCAUGAAAGAGCGGGGGAAAUUUCCUCUACUGUAUCAAACAGCGAAUCUGAGAACGGCAAAAAGAAACGACAGGCAUUCUUGGACAUGCUCUUGAAGACUACAGAUGAGGACGGCAACAAAAUGAGCCACCAGGACAUUCAAGAGGAAGUGGACACCUUUAUGUUCAGGGGUCAUGACACCACAGCCGCCUCUAUGAACUGGUGCCUACAUCUGCUGGGCUCCCACCCUGAGGUGCUCAGCAAAGUUCAACAAGAGCUUCAGGAGGUGUUCGGUACAUCUGACCGGCCCGCUAACACCGAGGACCUGAAGAAGCUGAAAUACCUGGAGUGUGUGAUCAAGGAGACCCUGCGACUGUUUCCCUCUGUGCCUUUCUUUGCCCGCCGCAUCUGUGAGGACUGCCACAUCAAUGGUUUCAAGAUUCCCAAAGGGGCCAACACAGUCAUCGUCACAUACGCUCUUCACCGAGACCCACGAUACUUCCCUGAACCCGAAGAGUUCAGGCCCGAACGUUUUUUCCCUGAGAAUUCGGUCGGAAGGCCUCCAUAUGCGUACAUCCCCUUCUCCGCUGGACUCCGCAACUGUAUAGGUCAGCGUUUUGCACUGAUGGAGGAGAAGGUGGUUAUGUCGUCCAUUCUGCGCCACUUCAGUGUGGAAGCUUGCCAGAAACGAGAAGAGCUGCGGCCGGUGGGCGAGCUGAUCCUCCGACCAGAGAACGGCAUCUGGAUCAAACUGGAGAAGAGGACGAGUCCGACCUCAUCAAACUAGAGCCUCAGCCUCAGUUUAUUUACAGUUCAUCCUCUCAGACUCUAAUGGUGGUGAUGUUUUUUUUCUCAUCAUUGUCAUUACAAUCACAAAAACUAAGCCUUAUAAAAAUAUACAGAGAUGUGUCUGUUUAUUUCUUUAUAUUCUGAUUAGAUCAUUCAUCCACAGGGACCUUCUCACUGUGUAUUUUUAUUUCCCUGUUUUUGUGCGAGUCUGAUUGUUUAGAACAGUUUGUGUAACUGAAGAAAUGGGCACAUUGAAGAAAUUGUUUUUUCACCAAUGUAAACCUGCUCCACACAAUAAAAUGUUGGAGACACUUUAAUUAAAAACUUUAAC